This is a messenger RNA of Bombus terrestris (buff-tailed bumblebee), 953 nucleotides long. RefSeq names its product thioredoxin reductase-like selenoprotein T homolog CG3887 (gene SelT). The transcript is spliced from 4 exons. Gene Ontology annotation, biological process: cell redox homeostasis. Gene Ontology annotation, cellular component: endoplasmic reticulum membrane. The coding region runs from base 148 to 708 and encodes 186 amino acids. Gene Ontology annotation, molecular function: thioredoxin-disulfide reductase (NADPH) activity. NCBI's taxonomy places the organism in Eukaryota, Metazoa, Arthropoda, Insecta, Hymenoptera, Apidae. The record is from RefSeq and is a predicted model, not a curated record.
AUUCGGAAUUGCACUGCUUAACAGCAGAUAGUGACUAAUCGGUGUAGACAGGUGUAGACGAGUAUUAGUUGGCGUCUUUUAGAAGACAAAAAUAUAGUUGUUUCGAUAAAAAUUUAAACUAUUGAUGAGUUUUCAAUGACUUAAAGAAUGCUGCGUCGUAUGAAAUUAAUUUUGUGUUUCUGCGUUAUUUUAUGCGCAUUAGACAAUAAAGCUGAUGACAAUCAAGUUUCAUUAACCAAACUUAGCACAAAAACGGGACCGACGUUAAAAUUCUUCUAUUGUUAUUCAUGUGGAUAUAGAAAAGUUUUUGAAGAAUAUGUCAAUAUCCUUCAGCAAAAGUAUCCAGAAUUACAAAUUGAUGGAGAAAAUUAUAUGCCCUCUCAUAAUAAGAUGUUCAUUGCUAAAUUAUUGAGUUUUGCAAAAAUUUUACUGAUAAUUUUAAUAGUAAGUGGGCUUGAUUUAGGACAACCACCAACAUCACUGUGGCAAUGGUGUCUAGAUAAUCGGUUUUAUUCCUGUAUAAUGAUAUUUUUUAUUUUUAAUGCCAUAGAAGGACAUUUCAUAUCAUCAGGAGCUUUUGAAAUACAUUUUAAUGAUGUUCCAGUGUGGUCUAAACUGGAAACUGGUAGAAUACCACAACCAUUAGAACUAUUUCAAAUAAUAGAUAAUCAUUUAAAUAUGCGAUAUGCAGAUAUAGAUAUAGAAUAGAUUAAUUUUAGUAAGAAAUCCAAUGUGGCAUUUUUUUAUUUGUACCAAAUGUUAAGUAACUGUGGUUAUGGACCUUUCAUUGCUGCAACUCUAUAAUUGUUAAGAACAAUUACCAUCGUUCGCGUACCUUAUAUAUGUAUUUUCUUAUAUACCUUGCUAUCUCAGUUUAGAUGAGACAGUAUAUUUAAAACAGAUAGAGUUUGCAUGAGGAAAGCAGAAAUAAAACUUUUUAAUAUUGCUCAAAA